UUCUCUUGGUCUUCCGAGUGUGAGUAGAGAGAGAGAUGCACCACUAAAAUCAUAGGAUCAGAUAUUUUCCGACACGAGACGAGAGUUAGAUCAUCAUCAUGGCGUCACCAUCUGAUCAAACGGCGAAGAUCAUCGACGGCAAGGAGAUUGCUCAUACCAUCCGAUCAGAGAUCGCCGAGGAAGUUCGCGUUCUAUCUGAGAAACACGGCAAGGUCCCAGGACUAGCGGUAGUUAUUGUUGGGGAUCGAAAGGAUUCACAGACAUAUGUGAACACAAAGAGGAAAGCAUGCGCUGAGGUUGGGAUUAAGUCAUUUGAUGUGGGUCUACCUGAGGAAGUUUCUGAAGCUGAUCUUAUUACCAAAGUUCAUGAACUCAAUUCAAACCCCGAUAUACAUGGCAUAUUAGUUCAACUCCCAUUGCCGAAACAUAUUAAUGAGGAGAAUGUUUUGGGUGCAAUCAGCAUUGAUAAAGAUGUUGAUGGCUUCCAUCCUCUUAAUAUUGGUAAGCUAGCUAUGAAAGGCAGAGAACCCCUCUUCCUUCCUUGCACCCCAAAGGGAUGUUUGGAACUCUUAGCUAGAAGCGGUGUACAGAUAAAGGGGCAAAGAGCAGUUGUUGUAGGUCGGAGUAAUAUUGUUGGUUUACCCGUUUCACUUCUACUGCUCAAGGCUGAUGCUACUGUCACGAUUGCACAUUCUCACACCAAGGAUCCUGAGGCUAUCAUCCGGGAAGCUGACAUUGUUAUUGCUGCAUGCGGACAAGCCCACAUGAUUAAGGGCGACUGGAUAAAGCCAGGUGCUGCGGUAAUUGAUGUUGGAACUAACGCAGUCAGCGACCCAAGUAAGAAAUCAGGAUACCGGUUGGUUGGAGAUGUUGAUUUCGCAGAAGCUUCUAAAGUUGCAGGUUUUAUUACGCCUGUCCCUGGUGGUGUUGGCCCAAUGACAGUUGCAAUGCUUCUCAGAAACACAGUAGACGGUGCCAAGCGGGUCUUUGGCCAGUAAAUUAGCCCACUGUUUGUAAUAAAACCGGAGUUUCUCCAUUCUGUAAUUGUGUACUUGGCUUCAUGACAUUUCUCCUCUCAAAUAAAUUGAAAUUGACAUUGUCUUUGGAUUACUUUA
Molecule: messenger RNA, 1115 nt
Organism: Camelina sativa (false flax)
Lineage: Eukaryota; Viridiplantae; Streptophyta; Magnoliopsida; Brassicales; Brassicaceae
Product: bifunctional protein FolD 2
Biological process (GO): tetrahydrofolate interconversion
Cellular component (GO): cytosol
Molecular function (GO): methenyltetrahydrofolate cyclohydrolase activity; methylenetetrahydrofolate dehydrogenase (NADP+) activity
Source: RefSeq, a predicted model, not a curated record